This is a messenger RNA of Diabrotica virgifera virgifera (western corn rootworm), 990 nucleotides long. RefSeq lists its product as uncharacterized. The transcript has 4 exons. The coding region runs from base 1 to 705 and encodes 234 amino acids. Lineage: Eukaryota; Metazoa; Arthropoda; Insecta; Coleoptera; Chrysomelidae. The record is from RefSeq and is a predicted model, not a curated record.
AUGUCGGUGGCGGCGCAAACUUUCAAAGUAGCGGCGGAGGUGCACGCUUCUCCAAGCGUGCAAACAUCAAAACACCACUCUACAUCUUUUGAAGAUAUUUCCGACUCUGAAGACGGGACAUCUGAUCACCCUUCACUUCAAACCUGCAACAAACCCUCUAUCGAGGGUUACCCCUCUAUCGGAGAUAUAUUAAAUAUCUCCGAAUUGGGAUCAUCACCUGAAGAGGGGUUAACACAGGCACAUAUAACUCAACCCCAAGUUGAAGAGGAAAUACCCAUGAAACCUAUGACUGAGACCCAAGUCUGGGAAAAAGAGCUUAUAUCGAGAACAGAGCCGUCACUCACUAAUGUAGUGACGAGAGUUCUCCAAAUCCCCAACCGCGCAGAAGCUUACCACCAAGCAUUAUGUGAGGAUUUUAAGGGAGGACUUGUGUCGGCUCUUGAACGUCAUCAAGACCGCAUUCAGGAAAGGUUAAAUGAGAAUUUAAAGGAAAGUGAACUCCUUAAAAAAGCCAUCCAAAACAUUUUUUCAUAUGGUGAAAAAAUUUCCGAGGCUUUUCACGAGGAGAAUAUCCGGCUUUCACAGGAUCUCAUUAAUAUAAAAGCUUCCCUGGCCAAUGCUGUGAGGUCAGAUUCUCGAGACUUAUUCAACAAAAAUGUCGCUGGUGAUGUCCUGAGAUGCGGGAUGCGGGAUGAAGGUGCAUAAAGCGGUAUAUGUUGUAUUCUACCCCGUAGGUGGUCCCUGCAACCCUGUAUAGUUAGUAUUAAUGAUUUUAAAAGUGUAUAUAUUGGAUCAAUAUUUGUAUUUAUGUUUAUUUUUAGUUAGUAUUAAUUAUUUUUUAAGUGUAUAUAUAUUAAAUUUUAUAUUUAUGUUUAUUUGUUUAUUUUUAAUAAAAACGUAUUUAACAAUUUCAUUGGUUUUUCUUACUUUAAACUUGAGAAGUAUUUAAUUUUUAUAAAAUAAUAUUUAUGUCGAAGGGGGUAAUAAACA